Messenger RNA from Gordionus sp. m RMFG-2023, 2209 nucleotides. RefSeq lists its product as uncharacterized. Gene Ontology annotation, molecular function: growth factor activity; GTPase activator activity. Gene Ontology annotation, biological process: endocytosis. Gene Ontology annotation, cellular component: intracellular membrane-bounded organelle. The record is from RefSeq and is a predicted model, not a curated record. NCBI's taxonomy places the organism in Eukaryota, Metazoa, Nematomorpha, Gordioida, Chordodea, Parachordodidae. The transcript is spliced from 17 exons. Bases 3 to 2171 code for a protein of 722 amino acids.
AUAUGAUUGCAACUAUAGAAGAUUUGAAAAUUCAAAUUCUUUGUCUACAAAAUGAGAUAAAUAAUGUCAAAACAGCAGCUAAGCUAUACAAUAAUCAAAAGGAAGAAGAAUAUAAAAGAAAAAAAAAGGAUUAUGAUGAAGAACUAUUUUUUUUACGAAAUAUAGUCAAUGAAUACUUAGUCGAUACAACUCACUCCAUGCAUGAAAAUUUAAAAUUAUCUGAUGAGAAAAAGUUGUUAAAAAAACGAUUGGAACAUCGCAAUAUCUUAUCUUCAAUAUCAACCUCUUCGUUCAAAGACGGGGGUGGUAUCCUUGAUAAUGUAUUUAAACCCUUUCGCAAAGUUAGUUCUAACAUAAAUUGGAAUUCAAAACCUUCGGAAGAUGUAGAAAAAAAUGAUAAUGACGCUGAUUUGGAAAAUACUAUGCUUAAGGCCAAGGAAGAAACCGAUAAAUUGAGAGCUAUUGUUUUGCCACUGGAAAAUGAAAUCGCAUGGUUAAAAUGUAGGCUUAAAGACAGUCAAAUUAGGGUUAAAAACUAUCUAUUCAAACAAAAUAGUUCUUCUACCGAUGAACAAAUAUUCCAAUCUUUCAAAGUAUCACCAAUUGCCCAGAAACAUAUGAGGCGCACGAGUUCUUUACCACUACAACUUAAUUCAUACAAUUUACGCAUAUUACCAACAUACUUUUUACUCAACAAAUGGCAUUCACUUGAUUCGUAUUUACCAAGUGACCUAGAUAUCAAAAAUCGCAUGGAAACUUCAAAAACCGCAAACUUUUUAGAUAUUUUGAUACCGAAUUCCAGUUCCCACUUCGAAACUUAUCAGCUAAAGUGCAAAAAACAUUUAGUAUACCCUCGCAACCUAAGCUGCAACGAAAAAAUGGGUGACAAUAUAGUCAUCGAAGAUUCAAAAUUUCCCGAAAAAAAUCGCAAAAAUUUGCCUAACAUCUUAUGGGUACAUCGAAGUCAAGAAAAAACUAUUGAAUUUAGACCUAAUACCAUCAAAUUAGACGUCCCUGAGACCGAUGAUCAAGAGACACCAAUUCAAUCUCGAAAGGAGGAAUGUAAUGAAUAUGAAAAAGAUAUUUUGCAGAACGAGAUAGCCGAAUUGAAAAGCAAUUUGAAAAGUGAAACCAUAAAAAGAAGCAAUUUAGAAGACCGAUUCCACGCUUAUUGCGAUAACAUGAAGGAUAAGAUAUCGAUUUUGAUUCAACAAAUCAACGAAGCUGAAAGCAAACGGAAUACCUUGCAGCAAGAAUGCGAAAACGUUAAAAGAGACCUGAAAUACGAGAUCGAAGAAUUAUGCGAUAGGAUGAAUUUCCUCAAAAAAAAAAUGUAUAAAGUUAUGAACGAGAAUUUGACUUUGUUGGGCAAACAUUCCACAAAAUCGAAAGAUAUGCAAGAUAAAAUGAUCGAUUUACCCAACAAUAUCGAGGAUCUACAAAUAUACCUAUUGAAACUCGGAGAGGACUAUAUUUCUUCUCAAAUUGCCAAGGAAUAUUGUGAAGAGCGAUGCGCCCAAAAGAUAGAAGUCUUGAAACAAAAUCUCCAGUCGGAAAUAGAAUCAAAUAAUUCUUUACAAAUCGCCCUCCAACAACUUAAAAUCAACGAAAUAGAUGAGUCAGUGUCAGUGAUGAAUGAAAAACGACCGUUCCCAAUAUCGCAUUUGGAAAAUGUCUUAGCCUUAGCCCGAGACGGUAAAACUCAACUGCCAUCCCCUUUAAUACCUACACCCGCUACAAAUUUGCUACUUCAUCAUCAACAUUAUCCUACCGUUACCGACUAUUCGAGCAUUGAUAUAUUGGGCAAAAACAUAGCUUUUAUCACAGCAUCAACCACUAAAUGUUUGGGAUGUAAUGCUUUGAUAAACAAUCCAGCAAUAAACCAAACCGAUCAAACGUUUUUAAACACCGAGAACAGCGGACAUUGCCAGAAAUGCGGCGAAGUAUUUUGUUUAAGCUGCCUUUCACGCAGAACCAUUAUCAGUAAAUGCCCAUCAACUCAGAGCUAUCAAACUUACGAGGAUAUAGAUUAUCACCAAUCUUCGACCCAGAAACGAAAGGUUGAAAAUGGGGAAAGAGAAAUUGCAAGGGUUGAUGAUAGUAGUAUUGUACCAAUAGCUAAGGUAUAUAAAGUAUGCGAGCGAUGCUAUAGAAAUGCCUUAUCUUGUUGAAAAGAGGAAUUACGAGAUUUAUAAACUUCGAAAUUAUU